AUGGGUGCUCUGAAGCUGGAGCAGCUCUGCCCCCAUGGGGUUCGAAAUGUGAAUCCCAGCAAGGGUGGGAAGAAGAAGGCAGAGGCCUUGCUGGAGAAGAACUCCUUGCUGAGGAGCAGGUGUGACACACUCCAUGCGAAGAAUCUGGAAAUGGGGAAGAUAAUGGAAGAGUUUGAGGGGCUCGAGUAUCAGGGGAUGGAGGAGGCUCAGAAACAGAAGGAACUAGCAAAAGCUGAGAUCCAGAAGAUUCUAAAGGAAAAAGACCAGUUGGCUACAGACCUGAGCUCCAUGGAAAAGUCUUUCUCUGACCUCUUCAAGCGGUUUGAGAAACAGAAGGAAGUGAUCGAGGGGUAUCACACGAAUGAAGAAUCUCUGAAGAAGUGUGUCGAAGAUUACAUAGUGAGGAUAGAGAAGGAGGGCCAGUGGUACCAGGCCCUGAAGGCCCACGCAGAAGAGAAGCUCAAGCUGGCCAGCGAGGAGAUCGCCCAGGUGCGUGGCAAGGCCCAAGCGGAGGCCCUGGCCUUCCAGGCCAGCCUGAGGAAGGAGCAGGUGCGCAUCCAGUCACUGGAGAAGACAGUAAAGCAGAAGACUAAGGAAAAUGAAGAAUUAGCCCCAAUCUGUGAUGACCUCAUUUCCAAGAUGGAGAUCUGA
This is a messenger RNA of Nyctereutes procyonoides (raccoon dog), 651 nucleotides long. Its product is annotated as transforming acidic coiled-coil-containing protein 3-like. Bases 1 to 651 code for a protein of 216 amino acids. NCBI's taxonomy places the organism in Eukaryota, Metazoa, Chordata, Mammalia, Carnivora, Canidae. The record is from RefSeq and is a predicted model, not a curated record. Gene Ontology annotation, cellular component: cytoplasm. Gene Ontology annotation, biological process: cerebral cortex development; mitotic spindle organization; cell population proliferation. The transcript is spliced from 2 exons.